Hydra vulgaris (swiftwater hydra) is the source of this 534-nucleotide messenger RNA. RefSeq names its product nematocyte-specific minicollagen nb001 (gene nb001). The record is from RefSeq and is marked provisional. NCBI's taxonomy places the organism in Eukaryota, Metazoa, Cnidaria, Hydrozoa, Anthoathecata, Hydridae.
AUGGAUACAAAACUUGUGGUUCUAGUCGCUCUCUUUGGAGCCUGCAUGGCAGGUAUGCCAAGACAUGUGGAUAAACGUUCACCCACUGCUUGUUAUGCUGGCUGCCCAGCUUUCUGUGCACCCGCUUGUAUGCCAGUAUGUUGUAUUCCACAACCACCACCACCACCAGGACCACCAGGAUACCCAGGACCAUUAGGUGCACCAGGACCAGCAGGACCUAAUGGACCACCUGGACCACCAGGACCUCCAGGACCACCAGGACUUCCAGGACCACCAGGACCACCAGGAGCUCCAGCUGGACCACCCGGACCACCAGGAGGACCAGGACCCAAUGGACCACCAGGACCACCAGGACCACCAGGUAUGCCAGGACCACAAGGACCAAAUGGACCACCAGGACCAAAUGGACCCCCAGCACCACCACCACCACCACCCCCACCACCACCACCACCACCACCACCAUGCCCAGCUAUCUGCGUUAUGCAGUGCGUACCAUCUUGCCCACCACCCUGUUGUCCACAGAAGAAGCAUUAG